Messenger RNA from Ostrea edulis (European flat oyster), 3507 nucleotides. Its product is annotated as zinc finger CCHC domain-containing protein 24-like. The record is from RefSeq and is a predicted model, not a curated record. Lineage: Eukaryota; Metazoa; Mollusca; Bivalvia; Ostreida; Ostreidae. The coding region runs from base 616 to 1305 and encodes 229 amino acids. Gene Ontology annotation, molecular function: nucleic acid binding; zinc ion binding. The transcript is spliced from 5 exons.
CGAUAGAUUUAUUAAUUCCAUGAUUAAUCUGAUUAACUGAUAAUGAGAUAGAUAAAGUUACCUGGAUAUUUAGAAAGAGGAGAGGGAAUAGAAUGAAUUAUUUCAUUGUAUAGAGGCGAAGAGAGAGAGAGAGAGAGAGAGAGGGUAUAGUGCAAGAGAGAGUCUGCGGAGAGUCCCCGGAUAUAACGUUAAAAAGGGAGGUUCCAUGUCACGGUAACCGUUGGCAAAAACUAAAGCGGGACACGUCUCAACAUCUAAAAUUCUUGAAUGGUACGAAAAAUAAGCUUCAGAAGAAAAUAAAUGGUAUAAUUACGCAAAUUCUUAAUCCACAUUUUGAAUCUCACGGUACAUUUAUCGACAAGACAUCCCAUGAAAGUUAGAUUGUGACAUCAAAGCACAGCGGUACUUUGAAAAACUACGUUUUUGACGUCAAACUUCCUUCACAUGCAUUAAAACAGCCGAGGAAACUGCGUCCGCCCCUUUUCCCAAAUACAGACAGAUGAACUCAGUUGGCACCCUAUCGAGGGCACACGACUGAGAGUUCCCCCAACAUCCAUCACUUGUCGAGCUGAUAGCAGAAAACUCGGUGUGGUAGGGUGAUCCUCUUUGGCAGUCAUGGACACUUACCAACAGUAUCCAUCCCAAAUGUUAAUGAACUGGGGAGUAUUUCUAACCGACCAAGGAGCUGUGCAAGGGGGACAGGGCGUGUACACGGAUCCUUGGUCCAACCCCGUUUCGACAGUAAACACGGUCAGCACCGUCACAUCUCUUCUGAAAAAUGGCCAAACUAUAUUUAGCCCGGAUUGGAACACGGUACCCAUUAACGGCUACAACACUCACCCCUAUGCUACCGGCCUGUCUGCUGCUGGUUACGAUAGCAUUAACGAUUUAGCGGAUCAGUUCUGUGAACUAUCACUGUCUGUUGACAGAAAGCCCAGUAAACGUCCACCCAGCACCUACCUCUGCCAUCUGUGCUUCACCAAGGGACACUUCAUCAGAGACUGUCCACAGGCAAGACCAAAGGGGGAAGGACUAACACCCUACCAAGGCAAGAAGAGAUGUUUUGGCGAGUACAAGUGUCCUAAGUGUAAGAGGAAGUGGAUGAGUGGAAACAGUUGGGCCAACACAGGACAAUCCUGUAUUAAGUGCAACAUCAUGGUCUAUCCACAUAAACAGCGACCCUUGGAUAAGCCUGAUGGAUUGGACGUUUCUGACCAAAGCAAGGUCCACCCUCAGCAUCUGUGUGAGAAAUGCAAGAGUCUUGGAUUCUACUGUAGGAGGACUACUGAUCACCAUUUUCACUGAACAUUAGAGGAUGAUAUCAACUGUUCUCUUCGAGAUGAAAUUAACCGAGAUCUGUCCGUGGAAUACAUUAGGCCAAUUCAACUUAAUUAGUAGAUUAUCAUCCAGGGUCACCAAAAAGUAUGGGGCGGGUGGGAGAAUUUUAGUUUUUAAUUUUUAUUUUCUGAAAAAAAUAUUAAUGACAAACGAGUUUUUGUCAACAGAAGUGCUUCAUUUAAUGCCAGAUGGAUAUCAAUCUAUGCUUAUUUCACAGACGAAUUCCAGGUUAAGUUUAAUUUCUAACACAAAAAGAUACCAAACUUCUUCAAGAUUUACAUGUACGCCCAUAAGAAUGCAAGAAGCCAUAUUCUUCAUGUGGCUUUUCACGUUGCUAUACCGAAAAUGUACACAAGAAGUGUAAAUACCUGAGUUGGACAUGAAAAUUUUCUGGAAAUCGCAAGUUUCACAAAAUAAAAAAAAUUGGGGCGGGCCAAUUUUUGAGGGGUGGGCGGGGAUGAUAAUCUAUCAAUUAAGUUGAAUUGGCCUUAAUUGAAUAUAGCUUAAAGGGGCAUUAACUGUCAAAAUCAUGUUUGUCAAUUACCAUUAUUAGCAAAUAUGACUAAACAGCUUUACAUUACAUUUUAAAUUUAUACUUCCUGCAACCUUUUGUUGUAAUUUUGACAUAAAAGUUUCUUUUAAUAUAUGUAUAGAAGUAAAUAAUUCAUUGCAAUGCAGAAAAUGUUUGCAUUAUUUUUUUUAAAAAUUCUGUUGAAGGUUGCACAUUUUUUUUAUUUGUGAGAUUAUUAUUCUUCAUUUGUUCAGCAUGGUUAAGAACAAGAAAUUUUUUACUCCCUAUCAGUUGUCAGGUAAUGCCCCUUUAAACUUGCAGUGAUACAUUACAAGAAAAUUUAAACAUAGCUGAACUUGUAUUCAUUAAUUGAAUGGUAUCUAGUUUGAAAAUUUUAAUUUGUACCAAACUACCAUUACCAGGUACAUAUUUUAGCUCACCUGUGCCAGACACUCGAUAAAAUUUGUCUGUUUAUGUAUAUCUGUCAGACAUGAACAUUUCAUAUUGACAACUUUAGUAGCAGUGACUGUGCACCACAUAACAAAAUUUGAUGCUAUAAAAAUCUUGGCAAUACAACAACUGAGACAAACUUUACUUUUUCACAAGAACAAUCAAAUACCUCCAAUUACUCCAGUUCUACUCCAACAUUCACGAAGUAUGAAGUCCAGUUAGGAGAUGAAGCUACCAGUCAGGAAUUGUGCUCUUUUUCAUGUGAGCAUUGUAGCCCAUAGACCUCUUUAAAAAAGUAAAUCUUUACCCCUAUUUUAGAUUGUACCAUGUAUGGAAAUUUACAUCUUAAACCCAAGUCACAACUGCUAUCUGUUGAUGCACAAUAUGCAUUUAUAAGGAUUUUCACACAUUCCUGAUACAUUUGAAGCAAUAUCUAUUUAAAGAUAGAAUAAUUAUGUGUGUCAGGAAAUAUGAGAUACAUAUUAAUUCUAAGAGAUGCUUUCUAUGGCAGCUGGUGAAUGUUGAACAACAGCAAACAGCCUCCACCUUUGGUGUUUAACACAUUUUUUUUUUUUUUGCUGUCUGUGACAUUUGAAGAUAUGUUAAAAAUGUUGAGUAUAUAAUGAAAUGUAAAUGAGUUUAUAGUAUGUAAAUUUACUGGUUCAUAUGUAAAUUUACUGGUUACUGGGCCAUUAGUUUAGAAAAUUGAAGUCCAAGUACAUGUAUAUGUGAUAUAACUAGAGGAAGUGAAAAUAUGUAAAUCUGGGAUCACAACUCGAUAUUUCAACUAUAUAUAUUGUGACGGUUAAGAUUGAUUUGUAUAUGGUAGAAGAUCUGCUUUGUAAACAUCUGAACUAUUUGUAUAUAUUUGCUGUGGGUUUUUAAUUGUUAUGAGAUUUCAUAUACUUAAACAUUUCCAUUUUUGUGGUCUUUUGAGUAUGAUGUAGAUAUUUCAAUACAUUAUUUAUGUUUGUUUUUUUUUUUAUUUUGUUAUGUGUAGUUUCUUUAUUAUCUUAUUUUUUCUAUCAAAGGAAGAGACAGUAAUGAACAGGUGUUUUUUUUUUUAUUUGUGUCUCUUUAGUCAGGGAAUAGUGAACCUGAUGACAGUGUCCUAACGUGCCAAACAAGAUGUAUUUUAUCACAAUCAAAUUCUGCAUGCUAUUGUGUUGUGUAUUCAUCAGCAUUAAAUGUGUAUGACAAAUGUUAAA